AUUUGCUUUGAAUGGCAGGCCUACUCAACGAAUUAGUUGGAGAAUAGGAGCAAGAUGGAUUUGACUUUUCGGGUGUGAAGCUGCUGGACCGAAUUAUUUGGGACCCAUUAUUCACAAGGGGAUAGUGUAUUGUAUUUUUAAAAGGAGGCCCAGUUCGUGCAUAUAGGCUUGGAAAAAAAUAAAAUCGGGACAUAAGAGAUAUAGACGUGUUGAGGAAUUGUUUCAUUAUUUUUGGGCUUUUGAAAUCAAGUUAGUGGGCAUUAAAAGAUUAAAACCCUACUGGAGAAAAUAAAAUAAUUUUGGAGGCAGGCAAUUAACGACAGAAGAUAGGUGGGAGGCUGCGAUCGAGAAGAAGAAAGAAGCACUUUCAGGGUCGAUCAAGAGACGAUUGAAACUGAUUGGUUCGAGGGUUCAAGUCACGAUCAAGAAUCGGGUCGGGUUCACAAAUAGUUAGUGUUCAGUUUUAAUUACUUUGUGUUUUUCAACGUAUGAACAUGAGUUAUUUGUUAUUUCAGACUUGUUUAUUAUUGUUCUUGACUAUGAUUCUUGGCUAAUUAGUUUAUCUACCCAGGUUUGUGAUGAUUAUUCGUGUCAAUUGGUAAUUUGUCGGCUUUUGGUAAUUUUUUUAUGGAUAAAUAUUAAAGUAAGAGACCUAAUAAUAUUUGAUUAGAUGUGCGUGCGUGCUUUACUCUAAUUUAUUAUCGUUCAAUCGUUCCUCAUGUGUCUUUGUGAAUGUCUUUCAUGUAUAGAUGCAUGUUAGGUUACCUACUUUGUGUUUGUAACUAGUUUAUGGUUUAUGGUGCACGUAUUCCAUAGGAACUUUGUUUGAUAAUUUAGAGGAGUUUAGUGCUCUACCUAUUCUUGAGACCGGGAGGAGAUAGAUAGUUAGGAUUGUCUUUAGUGCUAGGUAUUUAGGUGCAGUGAGACCGAGAGGAGAUCUGUCUAAGUGGCCUAGUAUUAUUUGUUUUCCUAAGUCUUGUCAAGUGUUUUUAGAUUACCCCGUGCACUCUAGGGUGUAUUGUGAUUAGCGAGACCGAGAGGAGAUCUAGUCUUUGGGUACUUUAGUAUUGUUGGAGAGACCGGGAGGUGAUCCAACCCAUACCAGUGAGCUUUAUUUGACCUUUAGACCUUAGGAGAAGUUGACGAGACCGGGAGGAGAUUCAACCUGUCCUUAGUUUUAGAGUGUCGUAUUAUUAGAAUCUAAUUCCAUCAUAGUUACCAUUGCCGAGAGAAAACCGAGAGUCACAGAUAGGAUUCCAAACCUGGGUAGUACUUUCUCAUCCUUGAUUUCACCUUAGUAGCCUUCAGCCUGCGUCUAGGUAGUCUAGUUCGUCUUAGUUAAUUCCUUUAGUUUAAUUAGUUAAAACCCCAAAAUCCAAUCAAAUCAAAUAACCCAGUUAAGCAAUUAGUUGAGUCAGAGUCUAGUUUAGCGUCGCUAGUGUCUCGUGGGUUCGAUACUCGGACUUCAUUAGGCUUUACUACGUACGAUAGGUACACUUGCCUGUCAGUGGUCUAGCAUUUAGCGAGUCUUAGUUUAUAAAUUUAAAACUAGGGUGUCUAGAUUAGGUUAGUUUUUAUAGACCAUAAUUUCCACAUCAAGUUUUUGGCGCUGUUGCCGGGGACACUUAGGCGAUUGCGUUAUUAGCUUUAACUGAUCUUAUUUGUUUAGUUGGUCUUAUUUGUAAUUUGAGUCUUAGGAUUUGAGUUCUAGAGUUUGUGUCUAGUAGUAGUGUGUCGAGUCAUUAUUUUUGUAAAUAUUUUUUAUUAGAUAAUUUGUUUUUUUCCUUUCUUCUAUCUACUUUGUGUUGUUUUUGCUACUCUCUUCAUGGCAGGUUAUCAUAGCGAGUACCCUCCCUAUGUUUUGGGAGUUCGUGGAAUCAUAUCAAAUAUUCGCUCAGAUAACGACAACAGCACAGGACCAAGGAGAUCUGAGGUUUCCCGAAAUGUUCACCAUUCUUGAGCGAAUGAUCGAGGCACUGAGUCAAAUGAUUAAGGAAAGCAUGAAUCAGCACGUACAUCCAAGGUGUCAGGACUGUGGUGGACCGCACGGGUAUGAAGAUUGUCCGAUUUACAUGAAUCAGAAGAAAAAUCAAAGUACAAUACGAUUUAAAUGGGAUGAUUACUAUAAUGAUCAUAUUGACUUUGAGAGCUAUGAGGGAGUGAAAGAAGAAGUUGAGGAAGAACAUGUUAAAGAAGAGCUUCCCGGUGAUCCAGAGUUGUCAGGUUUAGAAUUGGAGAGGACAACGGAUGAUUCAGUCCCACCUCCAGUUCAACAGGACGUGACACCUAAUUGGUAUUCCACGCCAUGGUAUUAUGGUCCUGAACCCAUUGAUGACGACUUCUGGAAUGAUGAUGCGGGGGAAGACAUGGAUGAGCCACUGGACAAGAUGGAGGAUGAAAAUGAGUAUCUACCAUCUUGGGAGGAGGAGUUUGGUGAUGAAUUGGUAGGAUUGCCAAAUCUUGACCAUGAAGAAUUUGACCCGGUUGGUGAUCUAGCAUAUCUAGAGACAUUACUUGAAGAGAAGCCAACAAUGGAGAUCAAACAAAUACCAAACAUAGAAGAAGAGAAAGUGGCUGAAGAAUUGGAUAGCUGGCCCGUAAAGGUUUUAGAUGUUGGAUUGCCACCCACACCAACAAGAACACGGGAGAAGGCACGAAGAAAACGCUUGGAUCAACAUAUCGUGAGGGUGCAACGAUGGUGCAAACAGAAGCAUAAGGGGAAACUGAAGUGCAGAGACAACCAUCUUUCUCGUUACAUGCAUUGUAUCAGAUUUGGUCCAGGCCUACUCAACGAAUUAGUUGGAGAAUAGGAGCAAGAUGGAUUUGACUUUUCGGGUGUGAAGCUGCUGGACCGAAUUAUUUGGAACCCAUUAUUCACAAGGGGAUAGUGUAUUGUAUUUUUAAAAGGAAGCCCAGUUCGUGCAUAUAGGCUUGGAAAAAAAAUAAAAUCGGGACAUAAGAGAUAUAGACGUGUUGAGGAAUUGUUUCAUUAUUUUUGGGCUUUUGGCAUCAAGUUAGUGGGCAUUAAAAGAUUAAAACCCUACUGGAGAAAAUAAAAUAAUUUUGGAGGCAGGCAAUUAACGACAGAAGAUAGGUGGGAGGCUAUGAUCGAGAAGAAGAAAGAAGCACUUUCAGGGUCGAUCAAGAGACGAUUGAAACUGAUUGGUUCGAGGGUUCAAGUCACGAUCAAGAAUCGGGUCGGGUUCACAAAUAGUUAGUGUUCAGUUAAUUACUUUGUGUUUUUCAACGUAUGAACAUGAGUUAUUUGUUAUUUCAGACUUGUUUAUUAUUGUUCUUGACUAUGAUUCUUGGCUAAUUAGUUUAUCUACCCGGGUUUGUGAUGA
Helianthus annuus (common sunflower) is the source of this 3344-nucleotide messenger RNA. RefSeq lists its product as uncharacterized. The record is from RefSeq and is a predicted model, not a curated record. The transcript is spliced from 2 exons. Bases 1857 to 2810 code for a protein of 317 amino acids. Lineage: Eukaryota; Viridiplantae; Streptophyta; Magnoliopsida; Asterales; Asteraceae.